Nycticebus coucang (slow loris) is the source of this 3957-nucleotide messenger RNA. RefSeq names its product CDC42 effector protein 3 (gene CDC42EP3). NCBI's taxonomy places the organism in Eukaryota, Metazoa, Chordata, Mammalia, Primates, Lorisidae. The record is from RefSeq and is a predicted model, not a curated record. The transcript is spliced from 2 exons. Bases 2183 to 2947 code for a protein of 254 amino acids.
CACAAAUUAUUUGGGUUUGCAAAAUGCCAUAUGUAAUGAAAGCUAUGCAUAAACAUUUAUAAAAUACCUUUUCUAAGUAGGCCAGCAACAUUUACUAUUUUUCAAUAAAUUAAUAUAUAAAAUAUAUACAUUAGUGCCAAAUGGAACAUAUAUUUUGAAAUAUGAGCCCCAAGUAAAACUCAGGAAUCUGGAGUAGAAUUCAGGUAUAUGCCAAAGGAAACUUUGUCUUUGAAGAAAGGAAACAAUGCCGGGUCUCUUAUCUCCAUGGACUGUUUUGCUUGUCAAACUUCUAACACCCCUUCAGCUGUGUUUUGUGUUUGACUUCCAACCUCAUGGUCAUUUGACCUGCCAACUAUUAUUUUCUUUGAGGCUUUGUAACGCUCCACCCAAGUAUUUCGCUUUCCAGAACAGUUGUGUCCGUUUCCUUUACACUUCACCUUAACGUCAGCCUUGGUUCACAACGUCGUUGUCUUAAAGUGCCCCCUGUAAGGUUUCAGACAAACCCCAGGACAUCGCGGGGAUGACCAGUAGGGCUCUGGAAAGCCAAGAACCCCUGGAGAUUCCGCUUUGUUCCAGGAUUUACACCCAACCUGACAGUCCUAGGACAGAGGCCAGGCCCUACGAGUCCAAAUCCCCGGGAUCCCAACCCCCUCCCAGGCUGACCUGCCGGCCGGGACCUCACAGCCGGAAAACACCGCCCUUUCCUGCCGCCUACUCCUUCCCCAGGCCCGCGACUCGAGGAAGAGAGGGAGGCCGAUUGAGAAAAUUAGCGUAAAUUAGCCAGGUUCACCCUGGGCUGGGGCUGAGGGGCGGGACGUGCUGCGGUGCUGGCGGGGUGACCGGCGGCAGCAGGUGCAGCCCAGGGCAGAAUUUUACGUUCCCUGGCCGGCAGCUGCGCCACUUGCGCCUCGGCGCGCGUCUGGGCAGCCACCACCCGCUUGCCUCAGCUUUAGCCAGAUCCCUUUGAGAAAUCCCGGGGGAGAAGAGACGCCUCCCUCUGGACAAGAAAAACCUGCAGCGUCUGCUGUUGUUCCUGUGCCCACUUGCUCGGUCAGGAGCCCUGGGCGUCUCCAGUUCGCUAAAUCCACUCUCCGGGUUUUGGAUGCAGCUCCACGGGAGCGAGCUAGAAACUGACAGAACGCACCUCUCCCCUUUCCCUGCUCCGGCUUGGAGUGGCCUGGAGAGCAGUGGCCAGGCAGGGAGGGGUGGCGCGGUCAGGUGGCCCCGCUUCCCUGCGUGUUGGGACAGGGAGAGAUCGGUUAAUGGAGGCGAAGAGAGGUGGGCGGACGAAGCUUAGGGGUCAGGGUGCGGGUGGAGUCCUAUUGUCCUCGGGCACCCAGGCGGCAGCACCCCGGGGUCUCUGAGCCAAGAGUCCUGCGGCCUUUCUUUGUGCCCAGGGAGUCGAACGUGGCUUGUCCUCCGAAGGAAGCCGCAUCCUGGGAGGUGGCGCUGGCACGGUAACAAUGAGUGCCUAUUGUCCUCCCAGGAACUGCCAGCUCCGUGAGCCCCGCGGCCGGUGAUCGCUGCGCGCUUGCCUCUGGCCGCGGGCUAGCCCAGGCCAAAGCACAGGUAGCGCUACCACAGGGUCAGCGCGGCUGCCCGCGCCCUCCGCCCCGCCCGGUCCCGCCCCCCGCGCCGCGGCCCCGCCCCGGCCCGCCCCCCGCAGGUUCAGUCUUCGCGUCCGGCCACCGCGCGCUCAGUCUAGCUCGCACCUUCUUUCGCGGCUGCCGGGGCCGGAGAGGGCGGGAGCGCGGUGGUGGGGCCCGAGCAGGGGGUCAGCCCGGAGACCCGGCCGCCGGCCUGGGAAGCCUUCACGCCGCCUCGGAGCGGAUAAUGCUGUGAGUAGACGCCGCGCCGGCCGACUGGGCUGGAUCCGCGCGCACCGGCUGGAGCUGCGUGCGCCCGCGGGAGGCGUUGGGGCAGCGACUGGGAUUCUCGGAGGCUCGGGUUUCUCCUUGUUGUGGAAGGGGCUGGAUGAUGUAACCAACUCUCUGGGAAGCCCCACUUGGCUGCAACCACAGGAAGGUCUCUUAGACCCCAUCUCAUUUCAGAGCCAAUUCUGAAGGCACUUGAGAAAAAUGAUGUGAUGGUUCCUAUCAAACAGGACUUUUCAGAAACAUACAUCUGUGAAGAAAGUGGCCCCUUUUCCCUCUUGUGAAAUAGAUAAUUCUCAAAUUCCAAGAUGCCAGCCAAGACCCCAAUUUAUCUGAAAGCGGCCAAUAACAAGAAAGGAAAGAAAUUUAAGCUGAGGGACAUUUUGUCUCCUGAUAUGAUCAGUCCUCCCCUUGGAGACUUUCGCCACACCAUUCACAUCGGCAAAGAGGGCCAGCACGACGUUUUUGGAGAUAUUUCUUUCCUUCAGGGGAACUAUGAGCUUUUACCUGGGAACCAGGAGAAAGCCUGCAUGGGCCAGUUCUCUGGGCAUAACGAGUUCUUCCGGGCCAACAGCACUUCAGACUCGAUGUUUUCAGAAACACCCUCUCCGGUGCUCAAAAAUGCCAUCUCCCUCCCCACCAUCGGAGGGUCCCAAGCUCUCAUGCUGCCUUUAUUGUCACCCGUGACAUUCAGUUCUAAACAGGAGUCCUUCGGGCCUGCCAAGCUGCCCAGGCUUAGCUGUGAGCCCGUCAUCGAGGAGAAAGCUCAGGAGAAGAGCAGUCUGCUGGAGAGGGGGAGAGUCCACCAGGGAGACACCUCAUGGGGCUCCAGUGGUUCUGCCUCUCAGUCCAGCCAGGGCAGGGACAGCCACUCCUCCAGCCUGUCGGAACAGUACUCCGACUGGCCUGCAGAGGACAUGUUUGACCGUCCUGCCCCGUGUGAGCUCGUCAAGGGAAAGACUGAGUCAGAGGAGUCGCUCUCCGAUCUCACAGGGUCCCUCUUCUCCCUGCAGCUCGACUUUGGGCCCUCACUUUUGGAUGAGGUGCUGAACGUCAUGGAUAAAAAUAAGUAACAGGAUGCCAGCUCUUCUCCUCUGGGGUAAAAAGCAUCAGACAACAACAACAAAAACUAAGCUAGACUAACCACAGUCGCACAGUUGAAAGAAGGGCUUCCUGGGCUGUGUUUGCAGUUGUGUGAUGGGUUUUCUAAAAUAAUCUUCCUACAAAAUAUUUUUUUUACCUGUUUGCACCAACAGUUCAGAAAAAAAUAAGUAAAGAAAAGCACCCUGGCAAAAAGAGGAAGUGAGUCAGAACCCAUUUUCGGCAGAUCAGCUCACUUUUGUUGUUCGCAGACACGCAAGAAAGCUGGCUUGGCCGGGAUUGGCCCUGGCUAUGAAGGGCUGGACCAGUCACAUCAAGGAACUUUACAGAACUUCACGACACUCCAAUGUUUUCUGAGCAAGAGGAAGUCAAAGUUUAUUUAACACCUAAGCCUUUUUUCUAGACUCUUUUCUAUCUUAUAUUGUUUGGGCUUACCAUAGCGAAUUCUCCAGUGUUAAAGCUUUUCUCUGUUUUCACAUUUGAACAACUUUGCGGCUUUGGGGGAUUUUCUUGUAGUUCUUAUGUAACCCUAUAUGUUUUAUCUAUAUCGCAAAAUUUUGACUAUCAGCUACAUGUUGGUAAGACACAAGCAAAGUAUUACUGUAACUAAGUUAUUUUUAAAGUUAAAAUAUAUUUUUACGUGCCUUUGGCUUUUUAUUGCAGAGUCUACAUUUUAUAGAUAAUCAGAUGUGGUCAUUUGACUUGUUUUCAUUUGGGGUUCCAUUGUAAGCUGUGUAUGUGUGUGUUUGGAAAAGUGUACUCAUACUUAGCUUUAUUUUUUUUUCUUCAUCUGUUAUCAUACUUCUAACAGCAGCCAAUAAUGGAUUGUAAAGCAUAAAGGCACAGUUUACUUCUGAUGCUUCUGCAGAGACUGUGGGCCACACCACGUAAUGUUAUUUGGAAAUGGGUAUUUUAGCACAGUACAUACUUGCAUUACAUAGGUACUUCAUACAACACAAUAAAGAGUAAAUGUUAAAGUGAA